UUGACAGUUGGCAGACGACUGCGGAACGCGUAGCACCACCGCACGCGGUACAUCGGAAAAACGACACCUCAACGAGAAAAAUAUCCAUGAUCGGGCCGUCUUCGAGGACAUCCAUCGAUACGUCGGUGUGACAGUGAAGUGAGACGAAAGAGUGCUCUGGAUAGUGAAAGUGCGCGAGAGUGACACAUCGGCCACCCUAAAGUGCGGGCAGAGUGCUGUACAUGGCUCAGCCACGGGUGUAACUUAUAGCAUAAGGCCGUUACCUAGUCAUCAAAAUUCUCAUCAUGGAUGUUCUUCAGAAAAACUAUGACGAUGGCAUUCACCCGGGGUACAUGGACAGCGCGGCGGGUGGCAUGUAUGAACCCCACGUGGCUCACAGGCCCAGUUUAUCCGGUCUGCACCACUCCCCCCACCUCAACCAUGCCAUGCAUCCGUACCAUUCAAACCAUGUCAACCCCACCAACCACGUUAUGGGGGGAGCAGUACCUGAUGUUGGAAAACGAGAAAAGGACGCCAUCUACGGACAUCCUCUUUUUCCCCUAUUGGCUUUAAUUUUCGAAAAAUGUGAACUAGCGACAUGUACACCAAGAGAACCUGGAGUGGCUGGAGGAGAUGUUUGCUCAUCGGAAUCCUUCAAUGAAGAUAUAGCAGUUUUCUCGAAACAGAUACGACAAGAAAAACCUUAUUAUUUAGCAGACCCAGAAGUAGACUCCCUUAUGGUCCAGGCGAUACAAGUACUUCGGUUUCACCUCUUGGAGUUGGAAAAGGUUCACGAGCUGUGCGACAACUUCUGUCACCGGUAUAUAAGUUGUUUAAAGGGCAAAAUGCCAAUAGACUUAGUGAUAGACGAAAGGGAUGGUGGGAAACCGCCCGAACUGACGGGCUCGACGAACGGUGAUGGAGGCACGAGAAGCAACGCGGACUCCACCUCCCAUACCGAUGGAGCGAGUACGCCGGAUGUGAGACCUCCCUCGUCGUCGUUAUCAUAUGGAGGGCCAGUGAACGAUGACGUCAGAUCGCCCGGAACGCCUGGACCUCUCUCCCAACCACCCGCAUCGCAGCAAAGUUUGGACGCCUCGGAUCCUGACGCCAUGGGGAAGUGGUGUCCGCGACGAGAGUGGUCAUCGCCUACCGACGCCCGGGCAGCGACCGACGCUGCGCGGAGAGGCGUCCUCUAUUCCUCCGUCUUCCUCGGCAGCCCUGGCGAUGCAAGUAAUGCGAGUAUCGGUAGUGGAGAGGGUACAGGCGAAGAGGAUGAUGACACCAAUGGAAAGAAAAAUCAAAAAAAGAGAGGCAUAUUUCCUAAAGUAGCAACUAAUAUACUCAGAGCGUGGCUCUUUCAACAUUUAACGCAUCCGUACCCCUCGGAGGACCAGAAAAAGCAGCUAGCGCAAGAUACGGGACUCACGAUACUGCAAGUGAAUAAUUGGUUCAUCAAUGCGAGACGGAGAAUAGUUCAGCCGAUGAUCGACCAGUCGAAUAGAGCAGUAUUUUCUCCCCACGCAGGUCCCAGUGGAGCUUACAGUCCCGAUGGUACGAUGGGAUAUAUGAUGGACGGCCAGCAAAUGAUGCACCGACCGCCAGGAGAUCCAGCUUUUCACAACCAAUACGCACAUUACCCCGAAUACUAUGGACAUCACCUGUGAGGUUCUCCGUUUAGUGUCACAACGACAAUGGACAUAGAAAUAUGCAACUCUUAAAUGUGAUUAUUCUUUGUACAAAGUGUAAAUGUAGUGCCCCAGUGUAGUAAAAACGGGAAGAACUUGUACAAAAAGUAUUAGACUACUCGUGCUGACUGCUGUACAUAGAUAGUGGUGACGUAAGGUUAUCCCCGGAAGUGGUGUCUCACCGAGAAUUAUAUUAAAUACUGCACCGACAGUUAAAGUAAAAAGGACAACCGCAAAAAUCGUGUGAAGUCUUGUGGUCUCGUAGCUUAGGUUCCUCGAUGUGUUACCUAAACACCCUCGUCCUAGUCCCGAUCAGCCAACUUUCCCUUCCCCCCACCCCAACUCCCAUGUCUCCUAAAAACGAUCAGCCGAUCCUUCAAAUCCAACACCCGUUUUCUUCACUAAGAUCCUCGACGCAAAUCCAGGACGAACAACAAAUUUUCACCAAGUUUCAAUUCUCCAUUCAGAGAAGUAUAUUAUCAAAUGUUGAAUCGUUGCCAUGUGGUAGGAUCUGUAUUUAGUCAGAAAGGCAUUCUUAAAAUUCACAAUGUUCAAUGAGUUUCUUUAUUUCUUAUCGUUAUUUUCGUUUGAUUCUGGAUUUGUGUUGCUGUGAUCUAAUCUAUCCGUCAUCACGUUUCUAAAAAAAUUUAAAAGUACGACGCCGUACAUAAAAAAUAAUACAAGGUUGUGCUGUUGUAAAAAUAAUAGUUGUUAUAUCUGUUGUGAUUUUUUUGCUAAUUGAGAAACCUGGACUCUAUCCCUUUUAGUCCCGAUCAUGAUAUACGAUAUACGUAACUACUCAACCUAGAUUUCGAAAACUAACCCAGCGAGGAUCUCGCACGUCUAGGAUAAUAUCAAAUACACAAGUAUACAGAAUGUUGCAAAGUUACUCAGGUGGUUUUUGGCUGCUUACCAUACAAGUUAUAUAUCGUACCAUUAGAUUAGAAAUUCUGACCAUGACGUACAGUCGCUGCGUAAAUUAUGCAUAAAUUUAUUUCAUUGUGUUGAGCCCAAAAAUCCACAGUUAGAUGAAAAAAUCUACGACCCAAAUUCGGUUUGUUUGAAUAGACCCAAAAAAAUUCUUGAACGAGCUCAGGUGGAUUUUUGGGUAUCCGUUUGUAUUUGUAUUCGUGACUGUACCAAUUUUCUUUGUUAGUCCACCUGUCAAAUUAUUUGAUAUUAGAAAGUGAUCAUUUACUUGCCAGAAAAUUUAGGAGCUAUCUUCGGAUCGUCAAAACUGAUCCCGGUUAACUUUUCAGGUUAUGUUGUUAAUGUUGUUAUUUAUCUAAAAACUCAGGAUGAUCUGAAGAUACCUCUAAAGCGAGGCAAAAACUAUGGCUAUUCGUCUUAACGUCAUACACAGACGUAUACGAAGUUAGUGAUGUUAUGUAGGUUAUUAUUAUUAUUAUUAUCGCAUACUAAUGGCGAUUAGACGCAUAGCCAAGACAUUCUCGCUGAACGUCAAAAGUUGCAACGGUUCCUGCUCCGGAAGGAGUCAUAUCGUGCAAUAAACAUUUAUAAAACAAUUUCGAGAGUGUGAAUUAGGAGGUACGAUUCAUUGUAAGAUUAAGUUAGCCCUACUUUCGAUUCGGGAAGCCGUUGCGACUUUUGAAUAAAGACGUGAACUAACCUUUGAAUGUUUAUAUUUACGUAUUUUUCGUUACCUUUGUUGAAGGUGUAGGUGAGAGGUGGGGGUAUUGUUGUAUACCAUUUUGAACGAGACCCUUUUAUAGUUUUUGAUCUAAUAUACUGGAGUUAUAUUGUAUAUAUUGUAUUAAGUAUAUUUAACGCCUAAGCUACAUUGUAUACCGACGACGCCCCUCCAAAAAGGGCCCCCUCCCCCGCCUCACCCUACCCCCUGUUUUAUUGUAAAUAUACCUCCGAUUAAGAAUGUUGGCUGUUCGUUUUGAGUGAUUUCCAUCAUGAAUCAUCGCCUUAUCCAAUGUAUACGAAAAUUUGAAAAAUCAAUACAGAUCAAUGAGAGAAUAUCGUACCUCUAUGUUAUAUAAGUAUGAGAGGAAUCUUUAAUUGUGUUCUGCUUUUUAAUGAAAGUAUAUAUUAAUAUUAUAAACGAUUAUGGGACGAGAUACCUCCUAACUAAUUUGGUAACGCCGUGUCCUCUGUAUAGUGUUUUUUUGAAACGUGAGCAUUAAAUGCUACAUCUUGUGUACUUAUAUAAA
Leptinotarsa decemlineata (Colorado potato beetle) is the source of this 3847-nucleotide messenger RNA. RefSeq names its product Meis homeobox homothorax (gene hth). NCBI's taxonomy places the organism in Eukaryota, Metazoa, Arthropoda, Insecta, Coleoptera, Chrysomelidae. Gene Ontology annotation, molecular function: DNA binding. The record is from RefSeq and is a predicted model, not a curated record. Gene Ontology annotation, biological process: regulation of DNA-templated transcription.